AUGUUCCAAUUCGUGCAGUUUGUGUCUGUUUUGGUUGCUUUGAAGAUGACGCAUGCCAGAAAUGGCCGAUUACUACAGGACCAUUCCCAUGGAAUGAACUGUGGGUUUUUCUCGGAAUUGAGAUUUGAGGAUGCUUGAAAAUACGGAAAAAAAAACUCAAAAUUUACUUCUACUCACGUGAAAGUUGAGAAGCUUCUGCUUUCGGUUCCUCGGAAGGCGUUUGGAAGCUUUCCAGUAAAUGCUCAUAUGCCUUCCACAUACCUUCCUGACAACUCUAGUCACCUUCCAGUAGCCUGCUGGAAGGCUUCUUGCAGGCAUUUUAAAUUUUCACCUUCCAACCUCCCGAUGGUUACCUUCCCAACACCUCCCCGAAAUUCGCUUCCACCAUUGGAAAUGUUUCAGCUGAGCCUUCGAAGCUGAUCAACACGAUAAUGAUGAGAUACGACAAGAGGGUUCGACCCUACGCCGACACCCUCCAUCCGGUCAUAGUCCACAUGACGAUCGUUCUCGGCAUCCUCACUGAAGUGGUCCGUUUCAGCUUCCUUCGAAAAGUCGCGAAGUCGAUUUUGUUGCAAAAAGGUCGCCAUAAGGUUCUCUGCAAUCAAGCCUUAGCGUUCUUCUUCUUCCUACGCUUUUGUAUCGCUUGAGCGGCGUCGGCGCCCCAAGUCGAUUAGCCGAGGUCCUAUCCUGAUAUCAGUGAUAAUCAGUGGACUGGCUCCAGUGACAUAUCCGUCCUUGUGUGUGACGGCUGGGGAUUAUGAAGCCGUGGUUUCCCACUACCAACAUUUCUCAAACCCCUUGGUUGGGUCGGGGAUCGAACUUGUGACCCUGUGGACCGUACACAGGCACAAAACCUGUUGAAAAAAAAAUGAUAUCAUCGUGCAUGGAUGUCUUCAGGAUUUUCUUAAAGAAUCGCCAUUUUUGCCUUUUUCUCCCUUUUCAUCAAAGAAAAUGAUAUCAUUUUUAACUUUUUUGUUACGAAUCAAGAAGUUUUUGCUUGGAAAAUUCAGAAAUCAGAUUAGACAUUGUUCGUCAGACGGCUAUUCUUCUAGCGCUUUCGGAAGAGUAAACUAAUUUGCUCCUUCCAAGUGUUCUUAGAGGAAAAUCUGGAAAAGUUUUGCGAAGGAAAAGAAGAUUUUUCAGAGGGAAAAUCAGCAGGUCGCCUCGUUUGUCAUCUCACAUGUGCAGGUGAGUAUUAGGGAACUAUUUCGGGGGUACAAAAAAUGAGAAAUGUUUACAGAGUGGUACCAAGAGGGGCAAUCUUAGGGUUUCUCGUAGGUUAUUUGGAUGAAAAAAAUCAACAGAAAACUACUGAAAAUUUUUUUGUGGACUCCUUAGGGUUUUUUUUCCGUUUAAGUGGCCACUAUAGUAGUUUAACUGGUACUGCUAGAUGACUAGAUCUACUACAGCUGCCACUGAUAAACAAAAUAGUAGUCUCUACAGAAGUGGUUUGAGUGGCCACUUUAGUGUCCUCUCCAAGUAGUCCUUAGGGAGUCACUAGUGGCUAAAAAUUUUCCUCUUUCGAAAACAAUUAAAAGACCACUAUUGGGGCUACUUAAUUCUUAGCAACCUAGAAAUAAGUCCCUCUAGGGAGCACUUUUUUGUCCCAUAUCGGGGAUGUUUUCCCUAACCCCUUCAGGGACCACUCUGUCUUUUCAAAGUUUAGAGACCUCGAAAAAUGAAACGAUGUUUUCAAAAUUUCCUCUUACUCGACUUUUAUUGCAUUUGAAGCUUUCAAAAAUAAUUGAGACGGAAUUUUCCAAAAAAUAAUGUUUUAUGACUUCUUAGAGUCAACGAGCAGAGACAUUUGAAAAAAGUUAGUUAAGAAAUGGACUUUUAGCGCUGGAAAGAUCCUCAGCUGGCAUGGGACCCGGCCGACCACGGCGGAAUCCGACAGGUCGUCAUGCCGCAAAACUUGGUCUGGGUUCCCAAACUCUUCAUUUACAACAGGUAAUAAUGUACAAAAUUGUGUGGUGUGUCCCUAUAGGGACCACUUCUUCGGUUUCUAUAGGGGCUGUUUUUUCGCCUAACUCCUAAAAGGACCACUCUAAGACUCCUAAGCCGUAUGAUUGAUUUUCGAUGAUUUUUUUUCUAGAACGGUUAGGGGCCACUUUAGACGUCCAAGUGGCCACUAUAGAAGUCGAAUUUGUGGCCAAUGUUCUCCAUAGUUUUCCCUUGAGGAACCCCUUGAGAAGCCUCUGAAGUUUUUCCAGUAUGUUUCAAGAUUUUAUUCGUGAAUCUAGUUUUUUACAAAGGAGGCUGGUUCACAGCUGGCUUGAGCCCGCAAAAAAAUGGGUCCUGACACGGUAAAAAAAAAAGGGAUAGCGCAGAUAAGCCGCGUCCCAAGCUAAAGCCGGCUAUAUGAAUAAAAAAAAAGAAAUGAUGGUUUGAUUGAUUGGACACCUUGGAAAAAUUAAGUAUGGACACGAAGGACAUGCUGACGGAAGACCGGUACGACGUCCGUGUUCAGCACACGGGACACGUCAAAAUCAACAGUCCGCAGUUCGUGACCGCCCUCUGUCGCAUCAACAUCGACCUCUUCCCGUUUGACACACAGGUUUCUCUUUUUCUAGAAGGAAUUAUGAAGAUAGUUUGAAAACAUGUGCUGAAACAUGUGUUCUACCAACAAGGAAAAAUUUUAUGGUUAAGAAAAUUGGGCAAAAUUCGCUUUGAUGUAUCAGAAGUAGAUCCUGAAAAGUUCAGUCUGUAUAACUUUCUGGUUUUUUUGAAAAAAAGGACACCUCGAAAUUAUAGAAACCCCCCCCGCUGGUACACCAAACCUACAGCACUCCUAAUUACUUUAAUAGGUUACAAUAAUACAGUACUCCUACUUACAGUUCUCCAACACUCCUACUUAGAGUACUCCUAAGUACUUUACUAGGUUACAGUAAUACAGUUUUUUUCUACUUACAGUUUUUUUACUCACUUUGAUAAGUUACAGUACUACAGUAAUUCUACCUACAAUUCUCCAACAAUCCUACUUACAGUACUCCUAAUGACUUUACUAGGUUACAGUAAUACAGUUGUCCUACUCACAGUACUUUUACUUACUGUAAUAAGUUACAGUAAAAAAGUACUCCUACUUAUGACAAUAACUGUUACUGACAGGCACUAUAGUGAUAGUUCUGGACUUUUCAGCCCCCAAUUUUCGAAAUCUAGAAAAUUGUGCAGGUUUCGAAUAAUAUUUUUCUGACUCAUCAAGAAGUCUUUUGCCUAAUUCUCAGAGAAUUCUCAACCUCGAAGUCAGAAGACUUACCUUGUAAACUUUCAUCAAAUAUAUUCAGUUUUGUGCCGUCGCUCUGGCCUCACCUCUUCUAUCCGUUGAGGAAAUGGACGUCAAUGCCACACAACCGCCAAAAGAUUCUUAUUUUUCGGUCAGUUCCAUAGGAAAUUCAAAAAGGAAGGUUUAGUAUGCAUAUGUAUCCCUAAAAACUUUUCAAAAUAAAGGUCGCAUUUAUCAAUUAAUCAGCUACAAAAACAAGCAAGUAGCCCUGGUCGUAAAGUUGAGGAAUCUUUGAUCAAGAGAGUUUUUUGCGUCUUGUCUUAGGGACCUUUGAGUGGUUCCUAUAGGGAUUGAAGGUUUGAUCCCUUAGUCCCUGAAGCUAAGUGGUCCCUAUAGGGUCACUCAAUUCUUUUCAAAGAGGUUAUUUUUUUUUAGUUUUUCGCAUACAAUUCAUAAAAGUUUUCUACUAGCAUGCCCCUAUAGGGGCCACUAACUGAAAUUCCUAUAGGGACCACUUUUCAAGCCUUAAUUGACCUUAUUUUGUAAAAGACGUAAUUUUUUUAUUUUUGCUCUGACUUUGUUUUUGAAGAAAUUACUCUAGGGAAACGCCGAAUGGCAGGUGAUGAACGUAACUGUCCGGCAAAUGAAGUUCAUGGAAGACGGAGAAUUUCGAGCCGAGGUCUUUUUUUAUUCUUUUCUAUGAGAUUGUGAAAGAACUUUGAAAAAAUACCUCCAAGUUUUUUCGAGAAUAGCUCCGGGACAAGAUUGGACAAUUAGGGAUAAAAAAAAACCGAUUUUUCAGGUCCAUUAUAUCCUUCAUUUGAACCGACGCCCUACCUAUUAUAUAACUGUUAUCGUUGUCCCGACUUUCUUAAUCUCGGCCCUCUCUAUUUUGGGCAUAUUCUCACCGGGCUCCAAUGAUGGUCCGAGGAACGAGAAGGUUAUCUUUUCUAGGAACCUAAAAAAAAUGGUUUUUUCCAGGUCUCCCUAGGCCUUGGAUCCCUGUUGGCCAUGACAGUCCUGCUGGAUAUCGUGGCUGGCGCGAUGCCAAAAAGCGACGCCAUCCCGUUGCUUGGUUGGUUUUUCCAGAAAUCAGAGUAAAAAAUAAAUUUUCUGUGAUGAAACUUCAAAGCCAUGCGCCUUAAACUUGACACAAAAAUCAGUCUGAAAUCCAUAAUUCGAAACUUUUUGGAAAACUUAGAUUCGGCCAAAGGUACGUAAUUUAUCAGAGAGACAAAUUUAGGAACACCGGAGGGCUCCAUAGAGGCGUUACGUAAAAAUCAGACCCUAUAGGAGACAAAAUAAUGCUCCCUCGAGGGCUAAAAUGUAGGUGGACCCUACAGGGGUUUUUUGCCCGACUCCUAAGGCCCUUAAGCUUAAGUGGUCACUUUAUAUCUGAUUCACGGCGGGCUUGAGCCAUUGAAAAAAAUGGUCCUGACACGAUAUUGAACGAGAUAGCGCCUGGCUCGUGGAGAGCGCAGACAGGACACGCCCCCUUAGCGUCCUAAGCUGGCCGUGAAUCAGCUAUAACGGUCUUUCAAUUUAGUUUCCGCAUAGUCUUGGAGCUCGGUAACAAAAACCGGACAUCCUUUGGACGUUUUUGAGCACUUCUAGGGGUCACUUAAGAGUUCUGACGCUACUAAAGUGUUCACUAAAAACGUCCAAUUAGCGUUAAAAAUGUCUCAUGCUUCUUCUCCUGUAGUUCAUAACAAUAAACAACUAGCAUGCUCCCCUAGAGUGGCCACUUUAGCAAGCUUCUCUCUAGGGCCUUAGCUCUUCUAUAGGGGCCUCAACAAGUGCCCCUAUAGAAGAGGUAAGGUCCUAGAGAGGAAUCUUCAAGCGCCCCUCUAGGGACCACUUUCGCAUUCCUAAGUACGACACAAAAAAAGUUUACAGUGCUUUGAUUCAAUAAAAUUCACAAUUUAUGAACCCUUUCUAGGCUACUACAUCAUGAUGGUGAUCUUACUCUGCGCUAUCGGCGUGGCCGUCUCGAUGGCGAUGCUGAGCAUGAGCCGUAGCUGUAUCCAGACGUCCCGAAUGCCUCCGCCGCCCUAUUACCGCCUCCUUUUCCUGAGGGUCGCCAAAGUCGCCAAGGCCAACGGCCUCAACAAUCAGCACGUCAACGAGAAGCCCACCACUGUCACGUGAGUUUGAAGGGGGUACUGAAAGGAUCAGAAGAUGGAAGAAACAAAAAAUCAUGAUAAAAGGUCUGUUACAAAUACAUUUUCUGGAACAGGAAAGAAUAUUUUCUGCGGUGUGUGUUCUUGGCGCAAAUUGGUAUUAACUUUGAAUACUCCGUGUAAUUUUUGACGUAGAAUGACGUCAUUUUAUCCGGAGCGCGCACUUAAUUUUUUUCAUUAGAAAUGCCGUGUUGGGCUCAAGUUUCCUGAUUUAAAAAUCAAAAAACUUGAGACAAUCAUUAUUCAAUCUAGGCAGUAUAAGUCAUUUUAUUAGAUAAGCAAGAUAUUUUGAAUCGGUGCCAAGAAACGCAUUGCGACGCUUCAAGCCAAAUAAAAAUGUUUCAUUCGAAAAAUCCUUCUCUAUCGAUUUUCUAGUGUUUCGAAGCAACAGUAAGGAGCUUGAGAAAUAUAAAAAAAGUUUUAUUUAUUUAUUUUUCCAGUUUCGAUUCCAUUUUUUUAGACAGAAAAAAAUGAGGAAUUCAGGAAUUUUUUUAUUCGCGACUAUUCUAACAAUAUAGCAGUUUUGUUAACCUAUUUUUAUGAAACUUUUUAAAGCUGUAAAGCUCAAUAUAUUCUCCAAAUUUUUCCUUAAUAUAUAUAUUUACCUUACAAACUUUAAUGCUUAAAGCUUUAUAAACAGAUGAGGUGUCAAUCAGUUCCUAGUUAGAUAUUGAAUCUUCCGAAAACGUUUUCAAAUUUUUAGGCCCCGAUUCCCUGACCUGAUAGCCAUCUACAACCAGCUUAUCGAGGUUGCCAGGGCCCAAAAAGCCUACAGAGAACGGAUCGAGAAGCAGAAAUGGCAGAGAAAGGUGAUUUUCAGCAAAUCAUCAAAAACGAUUCUCGAAUCUUCAGGUCGAAGUCGAAUGGAACAAAAUCUUCGCCCGGGUCGACUUCUUCUUCUUGUUCCUUUUCGAAAUGUUCAAUUUGCUUGUCCUUUUGUUGUUCCUUCGAUAUGCUUUCGUGGCUGUACCGCCGCUUCCCGAAAAUUUCUCGAUUUGA
Messenger RNA from Caenorhabditis auriculariae, 6402 nucleotides. Lineage: Eukaryota; Metazoa; Nematoda; Chromadorea; Rhabditida; Rhabditidae. The record is from the annotation of a GenBank genome assembly.